AUGCAUGUAUACAUUACACAACCUCAAGAUUCGUCUUCUUCCAGGCAGCCACAAAACAAGAAAACCGAAAGAACCCAUAAAAAGCUCCGGAGAGCACCUUUAACACCGAGAGUAGGCCGCGGCUCCGAAAGCUCCACCCGCCACUUUGGGUCAGGCUCGCAGACGCCAACAGCCACUGCCGCUGAGGUGCGCAGGGACAACCACCGGAGGCCGCGCGAUUACUGCACCUACUGUCAAGACGAGGGAGGAGGACAGAGUCACUCGGAACCGGUCUCCCGAUCGUCCGCGACUGGUACUCAAUCCCCCGCCGUGUCCGGACCCACUUGCCACCUCCUCCGGCUGACGUGGAACUGCUACCUCAACAAGGACGGCGGCCGAGCAGACGCACGAACGCAACGCGUUGUUACCGGCCACGUCGCAGUUCGUUCUUCAAGAACUUCCUCAGAACCGACAGGAGUGUCAAUCACUGCAAUUCGAAAAUUACACAACCUUAAUGGUGUAACUUUUAAAACUCAGAUGCAUAUUGAUUCACUUUUUCGGAUUAUUUCUGUCAUUCAAUGCAGUAGUGAUAGGGGAUUCGAUCGAGGAGCAGGGAGGAGUUUCUAUCAAAGUGAAAAACUUCGAAACUUGCCUAAACAAGUACAGUCAACGGACAUGUUCUGAAGCCAUGCUAUCUUCUGCUGUUUGAAUCAAUGUUGCUCUGGAGGUAUUGGUCUCACUAUUGA
Molecule: messenger RNA, 725 nt
Organism: Mobula hypostoma (lesser devil ray)
Lineage: Eukaryota; Metazoa; Chordata; Chondrichthyes; Myliobatiformes; Myliobatidae
Exons: 3
Coding region: 1-663 (220 amino acids)
Source: RefSeq, a predicted model, not a curated record